GAGUGGUCCAGGGUGGGUGUCGGGGGGAUGGUGGGAGUGUGAGUGGGGAUGCGUACGAUGUGCACAUAUGUAUACGGAACUCGCUAUGUAGUUAGGCUGCGCGCUUGGAUGAUAUCGGAUCAGUCGGUGAAUGUGCCGCGGUGCGAGUGGUAGGACUCCUACCUGGUACUGAUCGCGAUUCUCUCGCAAUAGACUUCGGAAACUGUUCUCGAGUGUGCGGUAUUCACCUCGUCCCCGUUCACCCUCGAACAGCGACGGCAGUGGCGGCGACUCCUUAUGGGGUUGAUGGUCGCGCGCGUGCACGCGCGCCCGGACGUGGACGACGUACGCGGGCGACGUACGUGGCGCGAGGAGAGGAAUGAUGAGAUGACUAUACGUCCUGGGCGCGGCGAACCCCGAGGGAAACGAGAGCUGUGCGAGAGCUGAGUUACGCGCGCCCGCAACACAUCAGGAUCGGCCGGCAUGUGCACGCGGCCUCGCCGGAGCGGGAGAGCGGUCAUCUCGGCGAUCAUCAUCUUCUUUAUCUGGCGAAUUCGCUGUUGCCGGAGCGGUACUGCGGAUGCGGUAACCCCAGCGUGUAACGUCACCGCCGACGGGCGGGAGCUGUUGUGUCGCGGCGCCGAUUUACUCUCCGUUGAACCGAUUUACAAUGUCGAUCUGUCACGAGUCAUCGCUGUCCCCGUUAAUGUCACAAAGAUUGAUCUAACUAACAAUAAUAUAACGGACAUUCCAAUACGUGCUUUCCAUCAAUUUCCCAAUCUCAAAAUUUUAUUUUUUCGACGUAAUCACUUGCGAACCAUUCAUAACGACGCAUUUAUAAAUUUGACGAGCCUUUGUGUACUGGAACUCGAUGAGAAUUAUUUGACAAGUAUACCGCCUGCUGUUGUAAAUCUACCUGGUCUCAAAGAAUUAUCUAUUUCGAACAAUAGAAUAGAACAACUCACAAGAGAUGCGUUGCGCCAUGCUAGUGAUUUGAUGUCGCUCGAUUUACGCGGAAAUCCGAUUAAGCAAAUACACGAUGAGACUUUCCAAAAUCUUGGCAAACUUCGUAAGUUGAUAUUAUCGAAUGUGAAGGAACUGCAGCUCUUUCCCAAUUUAAAUGGAGUAACAUCUUUGGAAAUAUUGAGAUUGGAUCGUUCGCAGCUGAAGGAAGUCCCUUCUAAUCUUUGCCAGCAAUGCCCAAAACUCAAAAGUUUUAACAUGAAAUCUAAUCAUUUGACGGAGAUACCAAAUUUACGAGACUGUAAAGAACUUCGCGUUUUGGAUUUAGCUAGUAAUAUGAUUUCCAUGCUACCCGACGAUGCCUUUAAAGGUUUGAAUAUGUUGCACGAUUUACUUUUAUCCAAUAAUAAUCUGCAGAGUAUCUCUAGCGACGCGUUCACCGGAUUACCUAGACUUCAGGUCUUAGAUCUGGAGAAUAAUUACAUCGAAUACAUACAUCCCGACGCAUUCAGAGAAACGAAACGUUUGCAGGACCUAAAUUUGGGAAAUAACAUUUUCCCUACACUGCCAAUACGAGGUCUCGCGGGAUUAUUGCAUCUCAAGACGUUUAAUAAUCCCGCGCUGCGAGAAUUUCCGUCUCCCGAAAGAUUUCCACGAGUACAAACAAUGUUACUGUCAUACGCUUAUCACUGCUGCUCGUUUCUAUCGAUCGAAGUGGAGGAGUCUGCCACAAGGUCGCCGGUACGGGAAUCGAUUUUGUUUCCCACCGACGAUUUCGAUAGCAGUUUAUGGAAUUCCACUUUCAGCGAUAUUUGGCCACAAUUGGAUAACUUGACUGACAAAUUUGGAUCGCAGAUAAAUGAACUUUGGGCUAACUUUGGUUCAGAUUUUACUUAUCCCGGAAACCUGCCUUCCUACGUAGAAGAUUAUUUUGAGGAUCUAGACGCUCGAACGACAGCGACAACUCGGACAUUUAUACCCUCUCGUAUCCAAUGUUUGCCGCAACCCGGUCCUUUUCUACCGUGUCAAGAUUUAUUCGAUUGGUGGACUUUACGGUGCGGUGUUUGGAUAGUCUUCCUGCUCGCCAUGCUCGGUAAUGGCACCGUAGUAUUUGUUUUGAUAUUUUCGAGAAGCAAGAUGGAUGUGCCACGAUUUUUAGUCUGCAACUUAGCCGCUGCUGAUUUCUUUAUGGGUGUUUAUCUAGGUUUAUUAGCCGUCGUUGACGCAUCAACGUUGGGAGAAUUUCGAAUGUAUGCAAUACCAUGGCAAAUGUCGCCCGGAUGUCAAUUGGCUGGUUUUCUAGGUGUUCUCAGCUCUGAACUGAGUGUCUAUACGCUCGCUGUGAUUACUUUGGAAAGAAAUUACGCAAUAACGCACGCGAUGCAUUUAAAUAAGCGGCUCUCGUUGAAGCAUGCAGGCUAUAUUAUGACAAUAGGUUGGUGUUUCGCUUUGUCGAUGGCGAGUUUACCAUUAUUAGGGGUUUCAGAUUAUAGAAAAUUCGCCAUCUGUUUGCCGUUCGAAACUAACGGCAGUGCCGCGCUCGCGUACGUGGUAUUUCUCAUGCUUAUUAACGGAGUGGCCUUCUUGAUACUGAUGGGCUGUUACCUGAAGAUGUAUUGCGCGAUACGUGGCUCUCAGGCAUGGAAUUCGAAUGAUUCUCGUAUAGCAAAAAGAAUGGCUCUACUCGUCUUUACUGAUUUCCUCUGCUGGUCACCGAUAGCCUUCUUCUCUCUCACAGCGACCUUUGGAUUGCAGUUGGUGUCUUUGGAGCAAGCAAAAGUUUUCGCGGUAUUCGUACUACCGCUCAAUUCUUGCUGCAAUCCUUUUCUAUACGCGAUACUUACGAAGCAGUUUAAGAAGGAUUGUGUAUUGAUAUGUAAGGCGAUCGAGGAGUCGCGCGUAACUCGUGGUAUCGGUAGGUGCCGACAUAGCUCGAAUUUCAGCAAUCGGCAAACGCCGGCCAAUACCAACAGCCUCGUUGAUCGAUCGUCACGGGAAAACCAAGGACCACUUCAAACGCCAUGCGCUUGUGGAAACUCGAGACUCUUGGAAACUGGGAGUCGCUGCUCAUCUUAUCGCUGGUGGAGCGCCGGGAUAUUCUGGCCAUGCGCGCGCGAUUCUCGACACACGCGACACGCGCGUAGCGACCAAUACGCCUAUCAGAUCGCUCAGAUCCAACAGAAACAGCAUAAACGUGCAUCCUCGGUGUCGUCUAGCGAGAACUUCUCCUCGUCCAGAUCAGACUCCUGGCGGCAGGCACAUCAUUGCGGCAUACCGCUCCGACUGCUGGAUCCGAAACGGAAAGCCUCUUCCUGGUUAAUCACUAGAAAACCGUCGCAGGAUUCAAACUUGAGCUCAUCUCGCAACGAUUCUUCCGGUUCCGCGACCACUGCCAGCACCAGUACUUGGCGCAUUUCGAGAUCCAGUGCCUCCUUAGAGAUUAGCGCGCGUAAUACGCCGAGGCCGGUUAGACCGAAGCCACGACUGACACGUCAACUCGCCAUCCAGGAACCGGAACCCCCGGGGUCUCCGAGUAGACUGGCCGUUAGAUUACUCGCCACGAUACCUUCCGCAGCUGAGACUAGCGAUCAACAAGACGAUGAGAAUAUACCGACAAAUUAAAAAUUUUUAUCCGACUAUUUUUAUGUAUUAUACAUACAUAAUACGCGCAAUAUUUUCUAAGUGUAUUGUUCUCAUCGAGCGAAUUCUUCAACAAAUUCAGUAUUAACGAUCUUCGCUGAUAUACCUGUGUAGUUUGUAGCUAUAUGUAUGUAUAUUUAUAUUUAUGGCAUUUUAUAUACAUCUUUCGAAUUGUUGCUUAAGCGAAGUAGAAUGCGCGAAAAGAGUAUAAUAGAGAUUAUCUAAACGAUGUAUCAGUGAUUUUCUGAACAGGUUUUUUGUUCAAUGUCGUUGGUAAUCCGUUUAUCCGGAUUUUAAUAAAACACUUUAAAAUUUUUUUAAAGGAAGAUCAAUAAAAUGCUCAGUUUUAAAAGAUAAUCAAUAAAUACAAUUGUUCUUACAACGAAACGUAAUUGGAUUAUGAAAUCAAACAUUGAUCUGUUUCUAUUUAAAUUUAAUAGAAAUUUAACAAAAUAUAGUCCAUCCGUCCGUCCGUAUAUGUAUAUAUAUGUUAUGUAUUUAUAUUUUUACGUUAUAUAAGACUGAUUAUGGGUUCUUCAACUCUGUACCAUGUACACUGAUUGUUGAUCAAAGAGCCUCCAACUACUAGUCUUAGUAGACAGUAGUCAUUUGAUAGUUAUUACAUAGAACUGUCCAUAAUGAUAUUUUAAUUUAUAUAGCAAAUAAAUCUACGUAAAUUAUAUAUUUAACAACGGUUUUAUCGUUCUAAGUAUUUUAUAAGAUUUUGAGCCAAAUCACAGUUUACCUCUUGCGCGAUGUUUAAAUAAUCUUGAUAAUGGCGUGCUUAUUUAUGAGCAGAUAUAUUUUACUGUACGGACGGAAAGUCGUGUUUGUGCCGCUAUCAAACAUUGCGUAGAGGCAGAUUUGAUGAAUUUAGUUUUGUGUCAACUUUUUAACUCUAUGAAAUUUAGUUUGUAAAAAACAUUUUUCAAUUGUAUAUAAUUCGAAAAUUAUUGCCUCAACAUUUUUGCUUAGGAAAAAUCACUAAAAAAAAUCUCAAAAUUGGACAAAGAUUUUGCUAUUAAGAAAACAUCCAGUAAUUUUGAGACAUCUUUGUAUAUACAUAUAUAUUAUAUAUAUAAAUCAGCGUAAAUUCGAUUAAUAAUAUCAAAAAAUUAGUCAUUGCGAAUUUUACCGAGUGUUUGUUAAAAAUAGUUAAUAAUAGCAUGUGAUGUGUUAACGAAAAUCAAAUAAAAUCUUCGUGAAACUGAUCGAUUGAUAAUAAAUAUUCUUUAGUCUGCGAAGUAAUUUAAACUGAACUAAAAAUCUAAAGUUAUUUAAGUUAUUUAAUCUGUGGAAGUUAAAAUUAUUGAAAUAAAGUUUAUAUAUAUAUAUAUAUAUAUAUAUAUAUAUAUAUAUAUAUACAUAUAUAUAUACAUGCAUCAUGAAU
This is a messenger RNA of Cataglyphis hispanica, 4972 nucleotides long. It is a transcript of the gene rk, whose product is annotated as lutropin-choriogonadotropic hormone receptor-like. Gene Ontology annotation, cellular component: membrane. Lineage: Eukaryota; Metazoa; Arthropoda; Insecta; Hymenoptera; Formicidae. Gene Ontology annotation, biological process: G protein-coupled receptor signaling pathway. The transcript has 13 exons. The record is from RefSeq and is a predicted model, not a curated record. Gene Ontology annotation, molecular function: protein binding; protein-hormone receptor activity; G protein-coupled receptor activity. The coding region runs from base 463 to 3564 and encodes 1033 amino acids.